AUGAGCAAACUCCUCGUCGUCUUCGGCGCAACAGGCCAACAGGGUGGGUCGGUCAUUGAACAUGUCCUCGACGACCCUGAGCUGUGUUCGCAAUACAAGAUCCGUGGUGUCACACGCGACACGACAUCGGCAACGGCCCAGGCUCUGAAAGAAAAAGGCGUGGAGGUCGUCCAGGCGGAUUUGGACGACGAGCCUUCCAUUGCGCCCGUCCUCCAGGAUGCGCACACCAUCUUUGCCAUGACCACCCCAUCCUACAGCCCGACCUGGAAGGGGUCCGAGUGGGCUCAAGGCAAGGCCAUUGCCGAUGCCGCAGUCGUCCAAGGAGUCCAAUACAUCAUCUUCAGCACACUCCCCCACGUCAAAGAGAUCUCGGGCGGCAAAUACACUCGCGUGUGGGGCUUUGACGCGAAGGCCGCUGUGGAAGAGUACAUCCGCAAGCUUCCUGUCCGGAGCGCCUUCUUCUCGCCCGGCUCAUUUAUGCAGAACUGGACUGGCAUGGUGAAGCCCCAGCAGGAUGCCAGUGGAGACUACCCUGUGGAGCGACAUAUCAGCCCCCAAACCCAGUUGCCUCUCAUUGACGUGGCCGGAGACACGGGGAAAUUCGUGGGCGCCAUCCUGGCCAACCCUGACAAGUACGAGGGCCAGGUUUUCUGCGCCGCUACCAAGUUGUAUACGAUGGAACAGAUCUGCCAGAUCAUGGCGAAAGCCACGGGCAAAAAUGUCUAUUACCGCCAGAUCUCCACGGAAGAGUAUCUCGGCAGACUGCCUCCCUGGGGCAUCAUGCUGGUCGAAACCAUGUCCUAUCAGCAGGACUUUGGAUAUUACGGCCCUCAGACCCCAGAACUCGUGGAAUGGGCGGUGGAAAAUGCACGGGGAAAGCUAGCCACUUUUGAGGAGUACAUGAACAAGCACUCUCGCAUGUUGGACUGA
Capronia coronata CBS 617.96 is the source of this 930-nucleotide messenger RNA. RefSeq lists its product as uncharacterized. NCBI's taxonomy places the organism in Eukaryota, Fungi, Ascomycota, Eurotiomycetes, Chaetothyriales, Herpotrichiellaceae. Bases 1 to 930 code for a protein of 309 amino acids. The transcript has a single exon. The record is from RefSeq and is a predicted model, not a curated record.